AUGAUGUCUCAGGAGGAGCGCUGCGUCUUCAGCUUCGUGAUGAUGUCCGUGGCCUGCAUGGAGAACUGUGGCAAGGUGGAGGUGGUUGUGACGCGGAGCGGCCUCCUGCACUUCCCGGCCUCCGUUUCGUUCAGGACAAAGGACGGGACCGCCACGUCGGGGGAGGACUUCAAACACGUGGAGGGCUGCCUCAGCUUCAAGGCCGACGAGGUGGAGAAGUCCUUCGAGGCGAAUCGGACGGGCUGA
Molecule: messenger RNA, 246 nt
Organism: Effrenium voratum
Lineage: Eukaryota; Dinophyceae; Suessiales; Symbiodiniaceae
Source: the annotation of a GenBank genome assembly